AUGUCACGCCUCUCCUUUGGCUCUGUGGCCUCGAGCGACGAUGCCAGCUCCCCCACCGAUCUCGCCUUUGCCCAGCUCUCCCAGCUUCUCACCCGAUUGCAGCACAACGUGUUGCACCCAACGGCCGAGCGAGAACGACGACUUCGAAAGAGCGAGUAUGAAAGGGCCAGGGUGGAAUCGAAUUUGGCAUAUGCCCGCACCUUGCUCGGAAACCUGGAGCAGGAAGCGCUCGAGAUCAAGGCACCUGCCCGGAGGCUUGAGCGGCAGCAUGCCCUGGUCGCCCACAGGGAUAGCUUGGAUACGCUGAUAGAUCGGCUGGAGGAUCUGCGGCAACUUGGCCCAGACGGCGUAGACGACGAAGGCAGCGAUGGCGAAGAGGAUCUGCUGGCCCAUCUCGAGCCUCCGCCUCCUCCUAGAGACGAUAAUGAUUCGAGAGUGUCUGGGACGAGAAAUGGAUCCAUGGCGGACGAGAUGGCGCCCGAUUCUCCCGCAAGCCGACUAGCAGCAGAAGAGGACCCCGAUGUGCCUACGACUACAUCCGUCUCAACCCCCACCUCCACCUCUGCAUCCAUCCCUACAACAGCAUCAAAACCAUGGGUGGACGAAAUUCAGCUUCCGACACAAACGUCGCAAACCCUUCGCUCCCGCGCAGUCAACGAAGCAUCCCCGCCCACGUCACACAGCACCGCGCGCGCCAACCUCUUCGCCAACCGGCGGAAAGCCCCCGCCAGCACACAAGCAUCCGCAGCCACGGCCGAAGCUAUCCUCGACCACCAGCGUGCCGAGCAAGACUCGCUUUCAGAAUCCAUACUCAAGAUGGCCGGUGCCCUCAAGGCCAGCUCGCACCGCAUCGCCACCUCGCUCGAGGAGGACAAGGAAGUCGUCAACCGCGCCGGUGAGGGCAUGGACCGCACCGAGAAGGGCAUGGAGGCCGCCAGCGGCCGCAUGGGUGCGCUACGGAGGAUGACAGAAGGCAAGGGCUGGUGGGGGCGCAUGAUUCUUUAUGCCUGGGUCUACGGACUGAUGCUAGCCUUGGUCCUUCUGGUGUUUGUCAUGCCAAAGUUGAGGUUCUGA
Messenger RNA from Drechmeria coniospora, 1074 nucleotides. RefSeq names its product synaptobrevin. The transcript is spliced from 3 exons. Gene Ontology annotation, molecular function: SNAP receptor activity. Gene Ontology annotation, cellular component: SNARE complex; endoplasmic reticulum. NCBI's taxonomy places the organism in Eukaryota, Fungi, Ascomycota, Sordariomycetes, Hypocreales, Ophiocordycipitaceae. Bases 1 to 1074 code for a protein of 357 amino acids. The record is from RefSeq and is a predicted model, not a curated record. Gene Ontology annotation, biological process: retrograde vesicle-mediated transport, Golgi to endoplasmic reticulum.